Molecule: messenger RNA, 588 nt
Organism: Arachis stenosperma
Lineage: Eukaryota; Viridiplantae; Streptophyta; Magnoliopsida; Fabales; Fabaceae
Exons: 2
Coding region: 1-588 (195 amino acids)
Source: RefSeq, a predicted model, not a curated record
AUGGAAAGGGGCCUACAACAAGGUGAUCCGCUGUCUCCUUUUUUGUUGGUCCUCGUCGUUGAUGUUCUACAUAGGAUAUUUGGGGAGGCGGUCAGAAACGGGCGCAUAUCUCCAUUACUGGUUGGUAGAGAUCAUAUUGAGCUGUCGCAUCUUCAGUUUGCGGAUGACACCAUUCUGUUCUGCUCCCCAGAGGAAGAGAUUGUUAAGAAUUACAGGAGGAUUCUUCGCUGUUUUGAGUUAAUGUCGGGGUUAAGCAUUAACUUUGAUAAAUCUAGCUUGAUUCCAAUUAACUGUGAUGCUCAGUGGGUACAACAUAUGUGCUGCGUGCUGGGUUGCAAGGAAGCCUCCUUUCCAGUAAAAUACUUGGGGAUCUCACUAGGAGCUAAUCCAAGGUUGGUGAAGAUUUGGAAGCUAAUUAUUGACAAAGUGGAGAAAAAACUCAGCCUAUGGAAAGCUAAGGUUCUCAAUAAAGCCGAUACUGUAGGAGGACAUCAUUCCGGAGGGUAUAAUAAGCUACAGCUUUAUAAGGACAAUUUGAAAAUGUUUAGUUCCACUGAGAGUCACUACAAGAUUCGUAGUGAUUACUAG